UUGUUACAUUGUUUUGUUGCAGGUUGUGCUGUUUGUUUGUGGCAUGGUCCUACUUAGGCCACACAGGCAAGAAAAUAACCUCUCAGCUGAGAUUCUAUACAAUACAGCAUUGUAGAAAAUAAAGUUGUCCAUGGUUAGAUAAUUCCAUCUUUGAGAUGUAAAAUAUCUGAACUGGUUGAGGUGGAGGCAGGAGGGGACAGAGAAAAGUGUUUUGYAGAUAACCAUAGAGAUGCAGUUCUGUCAUUUCAGCUGUACUGCAAGGUAUUACCCACAGUACUGUUUUAGUUUGCUCUGUAUUUGUAUAAUUUUUCUUUCAACCCAGUGAAAUAUUUAUUAUAUCAUUACUGCCUUCAGUUCUUCACAUCUUACUCCAGUGUUCAGAGGUUGUUGAUUCAGCAGGUGACUGGAACUUACCUGUAUUUUCCAUUCUUUGCACAUUUGAUGCCUGAUUUUACCCUACCAAACUUCCUUUAAAAAAAAAAGACCUUUAAUUCCAAGCUUUACAGGCUCUAUUUAUCGUGGUUUGUAAUUCUCUUCUAGUUAACAGGCAAGCAAACAUUUCUGUUCAUUUCUGUUCUGGUGAACGCAAUCAGCUGCAGGCUGUGUUAGCAUUGCUGGUGCUUUUACUGAUAAAUAUGUGUUUGUUUUCAUCUCUGUCAUAAAUAAAAUAAAGGCAUACAGCACCACUAAGUCCAUAGGAAGUAGCAAUAGUCCAAGUGUUUCUAGUGUUAGUACCUGAGACUCGUUAAACAUAAUUAAUCUUGUAGAAAGAAAAACUUUCUCUGCUAUAGUGAUGCAUUUCCAAGAUCUCGAUGGGCAUGGAUGCAUGUUUGGAUCAGUGAAGAACUUCAGCCUGCUCUUGGGAUGAGACAGUUAAACAAAAAAAACCCAAGUACAAAAACAUUUUAUUAGGGUUUGUAAGAAAUCUAAUAYGUUUUCAGCAAGGAGGCUUAAAACCUCUUAAAUUCACGAACUUGUUCCCUCAGAAACUGCCUCUUGUGCUUGUUACCAAAGAAAGGAUGUUGAGUCAUGCACUGAAGAAGUAGCAGUCAAGCCAAGAGCUUCUGUAUCACUUGAUGGCAGUGUCUCUUCUUCUCCUCUUUUUGCCUUGGGACAGGAUUUAGGGACAGAUGAACGUUAAAAAAUAAUGCUUUAAACAGCAGCCUUCCCACCACGCCUGCACUGGGAAAAGGGAACCUGUAACACUGACCUACAGGGAAAAAUAUGACUGUGUUCAAAGCAAGUAAAACACAGGUCUGAUUAACGGCAGAAAUUGUAAUGUCAGCCGUGGCUGUGACUGUGCAAUGUUUGCCUGCCUGCAAACUGUGCAGUGACUGCUGUGAAUCCUACUGCACAUUCCCAGCUGUGCAUAUUUCAGCAGAGGUUUACAGAGCAGCUUUUGUGUUUUCCAAAGCAGUUGGUCUUACUUGCUGAAAGGUGAUGGAAUGUUAGAAAACUCCUCUCAAAAUUUCCGCAUUUUCUUGAAUAAAUUCGUUGCGAAAGGUGACUUUUAUUACUGAAGGAUAUUUUUAAACACCUUUUUAAUUCUCUUUUUAAUACACCGGUGUAUGUGUGUGGAAACGCGCUAUUCUCAUUUUGGAUUUCUAAUGCAUUUCAUAGAAUGCAGGUUGUCUCUCUUUUGUCAAUAUUUGUGACGGGUUAAUGAUCAACCUCAUGACCUCAUGGCUGUUUCUGGUGAACAUCCAAAUCUCCCUCCAGUCUUCCCCUAAAACAAGUAUAGAAAAAAAGUGAGUAUAAUUUCACGGUUUUGUGUAAGCUGAACUCACYCUGGAUCCUGUGUUUUUGAAAACGUGCUGCAGGUAGCAGAGAGGUACAUGCUGUCGAAUCCUGGUAAAUCAUUCAGCGUGGUAAGGUAAUGCCAAGAAAUCCAAACUUCUGUGUUGUACCUGUAACUGCCAGGUAUGUGGUAGCUGGUGCCUGGCUGGGGUUGGUGCAGAUGGUCUUACUUGCCCAGACCAUCAGGAAUUGCACAGUGGCUGCUGGAACCACUGGGACUACUGGAAGUGCUGGAGCUGGUGGCUCGUUGUGCACUGGCACAGCGGGAACUGGGCUGUGGCUGGGAGUGGCCCCUGCUCCUUUGGGGCCUGGCCCUGCACUUCCAUGCUCCCCAUGGCUUUUCCGUGGGGGGUCUGGCUCAGACCUUGCAUCGCAGCCCAGGCUGGCUCAGCCUCUGCCUGUGGGGCUCCUGCUGAGGUGGCUUGGAGAAAUAAGGGACAUGAGUUUAGAAUGACCUGGGCUUUGUCCCUGGUCUUGUCCUCUUGCUUCUACUUAAUCUUUGUUGCUGCCUGGUUUUGUGACAACAAAACCUGAUUCUUCUUUUCCCUCUGAAGGAAGUCAGAGUGUUCUGAGUGCUCACUGACAUGGGGAGCAGCUCCUUACUUGGGAUAUUUCUCCUGCUGAUGUGCUUCAUCAACAGCAGCAGCCUGUUUUCAUAUUCAGCGUUUAUGAGAAAAGACAAAGCCCAUGAGGUGCUGCGAGUCCAUAAACGUGCCAACCACUUCCUAGAAGAGAUUCGUCCAGGGAAUCUGGAGAGAGAAUGCAAUGAGGAAAAGUGUUCAUUUGAGGAAGCUAAGGAGAUCUUCCAUUCGCAGGAGAAAACRAUGGAAUUUUGGUUCAAUUACAAAGGUUUAAAUCCAUGUAAUACAAAUCCCUGUAACAACGGUGGAGUGUGCAAAAUAAGACACUACCGUUACUUUUGCAUCUGCCCCCCCAAAUUUGGAGGAGACAACUGUGAAACAGAAAGGUUGGAAUGCUGGUACAAGAACGGUGGCUGCUGGCAGUACUGCAGGGAUGGCGACAACCCCUUCAGGGUGGUGUGUUCCUGCACCAGGGACUACGUGCUGCAUGAGGAUGGGAAGAGAUGCGUGCAGGCAGCACCAUUUCCCUGUGGCCUGAUCAAAGCCAGGUGGGCUCUGGAGGAACUCCGGAGGAGUCAGUGGGAGCACAGGGAUCCUGUGCCCGAAUGGAAUGGGAGCACAGAGGGCACAGUUAGGCAGACAGAGCUGGAACACGGUGAUGUUGUAGAAGAGACUUUAAAGGAUGCCUUUGGCCAGAGCUCGUGCACUAAGGGUGACGCUGGACAAACAGGGAUGGCAGGAGAYACUUUCAGUUGGAAUAAGAUGCUGGUGGGCUCUGUGACCCAGAAGCCGCUGUGGGACAGUGCUGCGGGGCAAGAGCUGGAUGUCCCUGAGCACCACGAGGCAGUGGAGGAGAACGCCAGGCCUGGCAGGCCCAGGGGAGCCCCAGCUGCCCAGAGUGAGCCAACCCAGGGUCCUGCAGAACAGAACAAGACCACAGCACCUGCAGCCAGGCAGGAAGGAACAGUGGGAAAUGCUAUGUGGCAAAACCACAGAGGGGAGGACUCUGGCCAAAAUGGAACAGGGGCAGUUCAACUUGGGAAUGUGGGGCUGCAUCAGAGCAGUGACUGGGGAGAUGUUUUGGACACAUCUCAGCCCACCCAGACAAACAUCAGCUCUACUUUGGAGCACUAUGACUCCAGGGUAACGGGAGGAAUGCUCUGUCAUCGCGGACAUUGCCCCUGGCAGGUGCUGCUCCGGAACAGCCGGGAYGUUUCGUUCUGCGGCGGGAGCCUGAUCAGCCGGCGCUGGGUGCUCACGGCAGCGCACUGCCUCGACCUCGUCAGUCCCCAGUACGUCACCCUGGGAGACUUUGACAAAUACCAGAGAGAAUUCAAGGAACAAAAGAUCGCUGUGGAACAGAGCUGGACGCACCCACAUUACAACUCCAACAACUACAAUGGUGACAUUGCCCUGCUCUACUUGAGCAGUGCUGCUGUUUUGAAUGAGUACGUAAUUCCCAUCUGCCUGCCCAGCCCUAACCUGGCUGCGCUACUCUCUGAGGAAGGGACGGUGGGGAUGGUCAGCGGCUGGGGAGCCACACAUGAGAGGGGCUCCACCCUGCGCUUCCUCAUGAAGGUGCAGCUGCCGAUUGUGGACCUGGAGCGCUGCCAGCACGCCAUGGACAGGCUGCUCACUGACAGCAUGUUCUGUGCUGGUCACAGCACGGCUGCAGCCGAUGCCUGCAAGGGAGACAGUGGGGGGCCCUUUGCUGUGUCCCACCACAACACCUGGUUCCUCCUGGGCAUCGUCAGCUGGGGCGAGGGGUGUGCUGAGCAAGGGAAAUAUGGUGUGUACACCAGAGUAGCCAACUACAUCCCCUGGAUCAAAGAGGUGGUUGAAAGUGUAGCAGAUUCAGAAAACUUUUCCCUUGACUUUUCUUAAUACCACCUUUAAGAACAAAAUCAAUUCUAUUAUUACUGUUUCAGCCUAUGAGACAAUGCUCAAUGUUGAAAAAUAAACAUACCCUCAAAGAAAUUCUGAAAUGAGUAAAUUGCUCCUUUAAGUAUUGCUGAGUAAAGUACUUGGGUAUAAUAAUGGACUAUCGGCAAGUAACAAAGGAGGAAACUCUGCUUAAGAUUUUUUUGUUUUAGAGGAAGAAAGCAUUUUCCAUGUCUCAAGCCUCCCUGUGUUACUACASAGAGGCCCACAGCCCCGUGUGAAUUCACUGCUUACCAAAGGGAGCAUAGUUCUGCUAAGUGUCUGUUGUGAGACAGUGCUGAAUACAGGGAGCUCUGAAGUUCUGGCACCAACUACAGAUGUUUUCCAAUCUAAAAACCAAUGUCAGUAUGGAAUUGGAUACAAACCAGGCAG
This is a messenger RNA of Malurus melanocephalus (red-backed fairy wren), 4691 nucleotides long. Its product is annotated as coagulation factor IX-like. Gene Ontology annotation, molecular function: calcium ion binding; serine-type endopeptidase activity. Bases 2382 to 4262 code for a protein of 626 amino acids. Gene Ontology annotation, cellular component: extracellular region. NCBI's taxonomy places the organism in Eukaryota, Metazoa, Chordata, Aves, Passeriformes, Maluridae. The transcript is spliced from 8 exons. The record is from RefSeq and is a predicted model, not a curated record. Gene Ontology annotation, biological process: proteolysis.